AUUUUAUCUGUGACGCCUCUCUUCCUUAUUAAAACAAUCAUCGCCCCCCUUUACGUACCCUUAAUCUCGUGGACGCUGCGACAUUUCAGAAUCUCGUCAUUCGCGACCUCUGCUCCAGAUUUUGAAUUGGGAUUCCAUGUUGGUGCGAGUGGCCCAGGCAGCCGAUCACGCUGCUGCUUCGCUGUGCGACAAACAUGGACCAACCGCGGCAUAUUGACGACUUGGCGGACGAGCUCAUUCAGAACAUCCUUUCCUUCUUGUUGGGCUUCGAUUAUCUCUCGCUCGAAACCUCCCCAACGAGUUCGCAUGACUCCUCCACUCCGCUCAAAGCCCAAUCCUCUCAUGUAUAUGGUGAGAAGUCUGAGUUGGACCGAUUCCGACUCGUAUGCCGACGGUUCAUGCGCAUCGGCACGCCGCAGAAAUUCCCUCGCUUUGUACUGCGGUUCUCGUCUGAGGGAUUUCGAAGGCUGGACGAAUUUCUGAGCAUGCAGCUAGCCUCCCAUGUUCGAAAUUUUACGUACAUGGUGCGACCUUUCUACCAAGGAAGCGGCUGGCCCACUGUUUCGGAGACGGUUGACACAGACAAUCUUCCUCUAGUAUCAACCCAUCGACGUCGCCUUCGCGAUCAGAAAUGCAUCAUCGAGGCGAAUCACGACCUGCUUUUCUUGCGCCGCGCGAUAGGGGCAUUCACAUCUCUCCAGCAGGUUAAGCUGCUGCGAUUACAGGACGAGGCGGACGAGCAAAUGCUGGAUUGGAUUCACGACCACUCGCUGGAAGGAACAACCCGUUUAGACUGGGAGCCAGCAUGUACUCGAGCCGUUACCAAUUUGGGCAUCUCUCUCUUGGAAUCGAAUUGUGAGGCCAUUCGUUUCGUGGGGCCGCAGAUCAGCCCCGAGGCGACCAUGAAAUUGUUGCAAGCUCCAUCGACCAGUCUUGCCGCACUGGGGGCUCGAUUGACGAGCCUAGAUAUUACAUUCUCCUCUACUAUGGAUCUGUCCACGCGCAUGCAUAGCUUAUCGAAUGUUUUUUAUGACUUUUUCAUGGCCGCCAAAAAUCUCACCGCGAUUCAUCUAGGCUUUCCAGCCCAUGCGCCGCUCAGCCUGCCGCUCGAACAGAUUUUCCAUCGUCUUCAAUGGAAACGACUUCGCACGCUAAGCAUCCAAGGCUGGCGUUUGAGCUCGGAAGAGGUGAUUGCGCUCAUCCGCCGCCACCGGCGACCGUUGCGAGACCUCCGACUCGCCAGCAUCUACCUCCGCCCGGGUGGACGCUGGCGCGAUAUCCUGGUCCUGCUCCACGACGAGAUGGACCAUCUGGAGCGUCUCGAUCUUCGGGAGAUUGAUUACGCGAGCCAUUUCGACGCCCACGACCACCACCAUCAUACACCCACGACCAUUAACGGCAACGGCGCGGGGAGCUCCCAAACCCCAACCCUCGCCCUCGUAGUGCAGCCCACGCUGCACUCCCCCCCGCGCGACGCCGUCUUAAAUGUGGAUUCACUCUCCUUUGCCCCACGCGGCAGCACACGACACUCCUUCGCAAGCGCAACACUGGAGCAACUGCGCACCUUCACCCCCGAGGACCUGGGCGACACGGGCGUCAGCGUGCGCCAGGACCAGUGGCUAUUCUGGAAGGCGUGGGUGCUGUCUAGUCAACGAAGUAAUGUCCAUUCGAGGGUUUAGCCCCUGAAUCCCAUGUCAUGUCGUUUUCAUGAAAAUGCGUUUCGUCUUCUGCCCGCUUUAUAGCCCUUGUCAUUUUUCCUUCUGUCUUUCCACUGCAACUGUAUGUAUGUCAGGGGCGUAGGUAGCAUUGAUGAAUUGGGGGUUUCGAUAUAGUAUUGUCAGACCAUUAGAAGACCUGGUUGGACCCUCUUGUGUUU
Molecule: messenger RNA, 1876 nt
Organism: Aspergillus saccharolyticus JOP 1030-1
Lineage: Eukaryota; Fungi; Ascomycota; Eurotiomycetes; Eurotiales; Aspergillaceae
Product: F-box domain protein
Exons: 2
Coding region: 195-1679 (494 amino acids)
Source: RefSeq, a predicted model, not a curated record